Microplitis demolitor is the source of this 1089-nucleotide messenger RNA. RefSeq names its product elongin-C (gene EloC). The record is from RefSeq and is a predicted model, not a curated record. The transcript has 4 exons. Gene Ontology annotation, cellular component: elongin complex. Gene Ontology annotation, molecular function: protein-macromolecule adaptor activity. The coding region runs from base 372 to 740 and encodes 122 amino acids. NCBI's taxonomy places the organism in Eukaryota, Metazoa, Arthropoda, Insecta, Hymenoptera, Braconidae. Gene Ontology annotation, biological process: ubiquitin-dependent protein catabolic process.
GAACCUUGCGUGCAAGCCAUAAAUUUAAUGCAACAAAGGAUAUUAUUUAAAUUUCUAAUAAUUACGUAUUAUUUAAACUAUCAGUUUCUUUUUUUUUUAAACAAUUAAAAUUCCCUCUCAUUUUUUAAAAAUUUAAUCAGGUUUGACGAAAAAAAAAAAAAACUGACCUUGAUUACUAUAAAUUUUGAACAAAACGAACGAUUUACGAACAAAUACGAAGUAACACGACAAAACUACUAUUGAAAUCAUUAUCAUUAUUUCUGUUUAAUCAUUUAUAUCAGUGACAAAGAUAUUUUUAAUAAAUUUAUAUUAAAUAUUAUUUAAAAAUAAGGAGGACUUUUUAUUUCCCGUUAUAAUCUGGUGAUCGAGCAAUGUCAUUAGACAUAAAUAUGCAUACUGAAAAGUCUGAAUCAAGUCCAACUUACGGAGGAUGCGAAGGUCCUGAUGCCAUGUACGUAAAGCUGGUAAGCAGCGAUGGCCAUGAGUUUAUUAUAAAACGUGAGCAUGCUUUAACUAGUGGUACAAUAAAAGCUAUGCUAAGUGGACCCGGACAAUUUGCUGAAAAUGAAGCCAAUGAAGUUAAUUUCCGUGAAAUUCCGUCACAUGUAUUACAAAAAGUGUGCAUGUACUUUACCUACAAAGUACGUUACACAAACAGCAGUACAGAAAUUCCAGAAUUUCCAAUAGCUCCUGAAGUUGCUAUUGAACUUUUGAUGGCAGGAAAUUUCUUGGACUGUUAAUUAUAUUUAAAUGUUACACAUUAACUUGCUUGUAACACGAAUAGCAAUUUAUUUAAAUCUUUGGGCCUUACUACGAUGUAAACAAUUUACAUUUUUAUACCGCCAAUUGACAUUCGUGUUACUUAAUCUUAAUUCAAUUAUAUUUUUUUUCUGAUAGUGCAUACUUUUAUUUUAUUUAUAAUAAACAUAUUAAACAUACAGCUCAAUACAAAUAAGUUAAAUUAGUUAAUAUAGUCAUCGAUUAUAAUGGCAUUUUACAUUUAAUUAUUAAAUCAAUAAUAUUAUUAAUAAAACAUAAACAAUAAUUAUCAAAUAUGUAAGUUAGAUUUUACUAAUAAACCCAAUUUUU